ACAAUUCAACACCCUCUCCUCAUUAUUAAACGCACUCUUACAACCCUUCUCCCAUCCAGAAGCAAUUCCUCUCAAUAUGACUGACAAGAUAUCGAACACUUUCUACUCUGCUGUCGGUGGUGCCAAGGAGUCCCUUGGCAGGGCCGUCGGAAACGAGCAGCUCGCUACCGAUGGUGCCUCUCAGAAGGCCCAGGCCCAGGCCCAGGCUCAGUGUCAGAAGACCCAGCAGCAGGCCCAGGGCGCCACCGACAACAUGACCGGUCGUGUCAAGUCGACCGUCGGAGCCGCCACUGGCGACCGCUCCAUGGAGGCCGGAGGCCAUGCUCAGCAGGCCACUGGCAACGUCCGCCGCACUGUCAACCAGUAAGAUGUUUCCUUUGGAGAAUCGGACACUCUAUUCAGGGCCUUGUUUGUUCCAAGCUAAAUCAUUUGUAAAUAAGAAGGCCCCAAGCGACUUCUUGUAAAUAAAACCGAUGUUAAAGU
Molecule: messenger RNA, 483 nt
Organism: Gamsiella multidivaricata
Lineage: Eukaryota; Fungi; Mortierellomycota; Mortierellomycetes; Mortierellales; Mortierellaceae
Exons: 2
Coding region: 77-367 (96 amino acids)
Source: RefSeq, a predicted model, not a curated record